GUACGUUGUAGAGGUUGGGUGUACGCUGCCGGCUCGUCUGGUUACCGACUCCACGCCUCUCCCAGUUAGAGAAGAAGAAGAAGAAGAGGGAACAACAGCGGAAGAGUAUGAAAAGCGAAGAGGAACAUGAGGGAGCGUCGAUACAAAGGCGACACUCCCUACCAGCAACUCAGCUCAACUCAUCACUCGCGGUCAUGAAGCAGCGGCGGCAGAGCAUUAGAAGAGUCUUUUCCUGACCACCAGCCCGUGCCAGGCCCUCCUCCCUCCUGCCACUCCUUCAUCCAGGGCGCGGCCACCACCACCACCACCACCCCGUCCCUUCUGGCGCCAGUGGGAGUGCGUGACGGCGGAGUUGCUGAGUUGUCACGUAGUAUAGAGCGCUUAAGCGUGGAGUGUGUGUGAGUGAGAGUGAGUGAGAGGAAAGCCGCUUGGGAUGGACGGCCGCCUGCACCUCACCAACGGCGUGACGUGACGUGAGGCGCGCUUGUGGCCACGCACGAGGCAGCCACGGCCACGCCUCCCCCAUGAACUUCAUCCCACGCAGGGCAGGUUAGUACGGGAGGUGCAGCGCUCAGCGGUAGAGUGACGGUGGUCAGUGAACAGUGCGCGCUGACUGCUGAGUGGUGAGCCAUGGCAGUGCCGGGUAAUAAUGAGGGGGCGCUGGUGGAGGUCAAUAUGCAGGCCAUCGUCCUCACGCCCAGGAGAGAGGCCUCGCCCGUGGAGAUGUCUGAGCCGAGGGCGGAGGCACACACGGACGCGUCUGUGUCGCUGACGGAGGCGGAGAAGGCGGAAAAAGUCGCGAUGGAGAAUGGCCACGUGCUCGGUGCGGAGGACGUGCCGCCGCCCUAUUCCCCGCCGCUCCUGACGGUGGAGAACGCAUCUGGGGCCCUGGAGAGCUAUGAGGUGCCCGCUCACGUGCUGGCCUUCGUCCCGCCCCGACGGAGGCAUACGGGCGUGGCUGGUGAUGCUGGCCUCCUUCCUCUGCAACGGCAUCAUCUUCGGCAUCAUCAACACCAGCGGCAUCAUCUACGUCAAGAUCGCCGCGCACCUCAAGGAAUCCGGCGACCCCAACGCUGCCUUCAAGGGAUCUAUGAUGAUGUCGCUGGCCAUCGGAUCGACCUUCCUCUUCUCCGUGCUGGCCGGCGUGCUGACAGACUCUCUCGGCAUCAGGAUCACCACACUCAUCGGCGGGGCGCUGUCCACGGCUGGCAUGUUCAUUUCCUCAUUCUUCUCAGACAACGUGGAGGUGCUCAUGUUCACCUACGGCAUCAUGUUCGGGGUCGGGGCGUCGCUGGCCUAUACGCCGUCCCUCGUCAUCCUCGGCCACUACUUCCAGCGGAGGAUGGGCAUCGUCAACGGCUUCGUCACGGCGGGCUCCUCCAUCUUCACCAUCGGCAUGCCCUUCCUUCUUUCAUACGUGCUGGAGAUGGGCGUGCAGACCACCUUCCAAAUGCUGGCUGGCCUCACCUCCUUCCUCAUGUUUGCGGCGCUCAUCUUCAAGCCACUCAUGCCCAUCCUGCCCCAGAGUCGCCCCCAGUAUGACAACUCCUGCCAGGGGCGCUGCCGAAGUUUCUGGUCACGUAUCAUCAACUUUGAGAUCUGGCAGAACAAGCGCUAUGUCAUCUGGGCAUUGGCGAUCCCCUCAGCUCUCUUUGGCUACUUCGUCCCCUACAUCCACCUGGUGGCAUUUGUGAAGCAGGUGUUGGGUGAGAACAUCAACUCACAGCUGCUGGUGCAGUGCCUAGGCAUCACCUCGCUGGUGGGACGCCUCCUCUUUGGCCUUGUGGCAGACAGGCCCUCCAUCAACCGCAUCUUCCUCCAGCAGGUGUCAUUCUUCUGCAUUGGCGCCUUCACCAUGCUGUUGACGGUGGCGAACCACAUGGCAUUCUUCAUUGUCAUUGCGUUGAUCAUGGGUCUGUUUGAUGGCUGUUUCAUCUCCCUGCUCGGCCCCAUUGCCUUCGACAUUGUGGGUCCUGCCGGUGCCUCCCAGGCUAUUGGAUGUCUGCUGGCCAUCUGCUCCAUCCCCCUCACCUUUGGCCCAGCCAUUGCAGGUGCCUUGUACGAUCACCUGGGGAGUUACUUGGUGCCCUUCCUGUGUGCUGGCAUCCCUCCCAUCAUCGGUUCCUUCAUCCUCUUUUCCAUCAGCUGCACCAGGAGCCUUCCAGAGGGAGUGCCAGGGUCGCCAGUAAGGGAGCCGCCAGAGAAGCAGAACAAUGCCGCGGCCGUGGAUGACCCCAGAGAGACCCACCGGCUGAUGACAGCUAGCAAACAGAGGAAAGCUCGCAGGGACUAUCGAGUGAGCAACGGCGACCUGAGUGAGCCACGGCCCCUCCCCAGCAGCCCAUCAGAUGAGGCGGUCAAGGUGGAUGUGCGGCGGCUUGCCCUGCUGCAGCGAGAGAGUUGUGUAUAGACCAGCUCCUCCUCCUCCUCAUCUUCCCCGUCCUCAUAUCUUAAGAGGACUCGCUCAUUACACUGUCAAGCUCAUUAUACUCGUGUAGAGGUUCUCAUUUUAGUCCAUACAGACCUUUAUCGCUUUUUUUAUCAUAUGUACAGUUAAGCAGGUUUUCUUGUAUUUUUUUUUAUCUUAUAUGGCUUUUCUCUUAGUUUGUUUGAAUGGUGUGUGGCCAGACUUGCAUCUCAGAGGUACUACAUGAUCAGUUAUGAAAUGACAAAGUGCCCAAAGUGUAUAAGUAUGUAUGUUUUUUUGUUUUUGUAAGUUUCAGUCAAAAGUUACUUACAGUGUUACAUAUGAAUUACACAAAACAAAUGUCAUAUUGCUCUUGACCGAGAUUAGAGAGUUUAUGAAGAGUAUAUAUAUUUAUUUUUCCAACAGUGCAUGCAGCUCAUAUUGAAGAGAAUUAUAAAGAAUGUAUGCAAAAAUGAAGUGUAAAUUAUGCAGGUUUGCUACAAGGCAGGCAUUAUAUUCAAGUGUUUUUGCAUUUUUAGUUAUUAAGGGAUGACUUAUCUCCAUUUUAAGUCUGUUCCAGAAUUUACUGUGUUGCUCACUGAAGGAGAUUUUACAGAUGUGUAUAGUAUAAUUUUUAAGCAGAAUUUAUAGUUAUGAUUGUUAUUAGUCUCAUUAUCCAAUGAGAAUAUUAAAGGUUUAUAUUAAUUUUUGUCUGAUAUGUGAUAGAUAAUCCAGGCUUACAUUGCUUUGAAAACACUAUUUUUAGAUGCUUCUUGUGAUAGCUCCUUGUUCUCAGUAGUGUGUAAUGUGUUGUAAGCACUCUAAAUUCCAGUGGCCAAGUAGUUGCCAGCUGCCUACAUAUCUAUAUUCCACACUGACAUCCCCUUGAAGGAGGGCAGCUAAAACAAGACAGGCCUUGUUGCACUGUAGGAAUAAAAAAAAAAAAAGUUGGUAAUCAUCAGGGACAGGUUUGUUUCUGGGAAUGGAAUCUUAUAUUUGGUAGGAAGAGUAUGAUGAAUGAUAAUUUCUAAUUUCUUUUUACAGUUGAUGUUUCUAUGAUUUUUCCUGCAUAUUUAGACACUGAAGAUGAAUGAAGUGUUGAAAUGUCUGGAAACGAGAUAGAAAUGCUGACAGUUUCAUCACCCGUCAAACCCUUCUCACAAAAGUCAGUAACAAUCACUUAAAAAGAAGGUUGGUGCUGAUGACUUAACUUGAUGUUCAGAUGUACAGACAUUGUCACACAUGUUGAUAUUUUAGUUGAUAUGAGAGUUGUUUUGCCAAUCACUAGUCGCUGAGGAGGCACCGGAGCUUGCUGGCUGGUGGACCACUGACUGCCUUGGAUCAUGCUGUUCUUGCCAUUGGUGAUGGAUAUGGGUCUUCCUGGGACUCUGGUGGGCACAGUGGGACACUGGGAUCUUGUGGCCCUUCAGAAUCUGUUGUUAGGGGUCUAGGUAUUGUUUUCCUGUCAUAGAGAGAGUAGCAGUGCUCUGUCAAAACAUUUGUGGUGAAUUAAUGGUUUACCAUUACCACUGGCCAAAGGGAAAAGUGAUAGCCUUAUUCUGGUAUUCAAAAUAAUCCUACUUUCCAUUUUGAUCACAAACUGGUAUUAUUAGUUUUAAUAUUUAAUUCUUCAAUAUCACUCAGAUUAGUUAUUUUCUGAGAAACAGACAUACGUUUUAGAACAUAACAUAAGAAAAUAAGAGAAGUUGCAAGAAGCUGUCAGAAGCAACCACUAAUCACAGAAGCUAUUUUUUACAUCCAUGAUGUCUUGAGUGUGGUUUUGGGAAUUAGAUAUUAACAUCAGUAAUAUGAAUUUGUGAGCAAAAUGCAAUGAAGUAAAUAGGUUUAUUGCACAUUGAAAAAAAAAGCCUGUAUUCUUUUUUCCUUAGAUCAGUGGGUUUUGAAAAACUGCAUACUGACAAAAUAUCUCGGUCCUAGGAAGGAAAGGGUUGGAUACCAAGUGCAGAAUUAUGUGGCCAAAUUUGAUGUGAUGCAAUGGUAUAGUGACCCACGAAUUAAUGUUCCAGUAUACCCAGCUUGUGUGUGUUCCCAGUGUUCUGUAAUGCUCAUACAUGGAAGUAUUGGGAACACAACUAUGCAUACAAAUCAGUGCUGCUAUGAAUAUCCAGAUGAAUGUUAGUUCCUUGACAUUCAGUUAUGCUCAGUACCUGGUGUUGUCUGAAUGUGUGGUAGUUGUGCCAUUCAGCCCCUCUCCUGAGCACUAGCCCGGUGAGCACCAUCCAGCCCCUCUCCUGAAUGUUAACCUGAUGACAUUGACACUUUCACUGCUAGAUGAUUUUUGUCCAUAAUCUGCUACAACUUUUUGAACACUUUACUGCAAUCUCUUUAGUAGUUGUGAAACAUAAGAAAGUUUACUUCCUAUUUUUUUUCAAUGAUAUGAAUGUUAAGAAAGGCUGACCAUAGCAGUUAAUGUGAGUAACUUGAGAUGACUUGAUGAACAAAAAUUUAUCUUCAGGCUCUAAAACUUGAUCGCUCCUUUUGCUGGCAAUCUCUCUCGAACUUUUAGAGCCAGUUUCCCUACUGUAUUAGGCCAAGGAUGGUACCUCCUAACAGUGCUAUCUCCCAAAAUUAUAUUCAAAACUUGCACAAGACUAUUUGAAGGUCAAGGAGAAGUCAAACCAGUCAAAGGAUUAGGCCCAAACAAGUGCUCAAGCAUGAGAAAAAGGUGACCACAAUUUUUUCAGCAGUCAGUUCUCCAAACCUGCAGUGGACUGACUUCCUCAGGGUCCUAGGGGUCAUAGUUCACAUCUGGGAGUCAUGUGUAUGCUUGCAUGUAUAUGUGUACAUGUGUGUGCAUGUGUAGGGUGUAUGUAGGGCAUCAUCAGGACAUACAUGAACACAAUCACUCACUUACAUUGUAGAGACUCAUGAUAAUGUGUGGAGCCUCGGGGAAGUGUAUCAGGGAAUGCCUAGCUGUGUUAUAUAUAUAUAGUCUUCAGUAGUCCUCACCCACUAAGGAUAUGAUGCACUAGGGAAUGACCCUUAAGAGUGACCUUCUGUAUUUUGAUUUUGUAUGAUGUGUAUCCCUGAAUCCAUCAUCAUGGGAUGAUGUGUUGUAUGGUUCUGUGUAUAUUGUAGUGUAACAUGUUACACUACUAUCCCUUCAAGGCCUUUAUAAGAAUUUCAUCCAGUGUGUUACAUUCUUGCACACUACACAGGUGAUUCAUUUUUAUAUUUAUUAUAUUUUAUUGACAUGUUGGCAUAAGGCUGGUAGUGUCACCCAUCCCAGGCUGUGGAGUGUGUAAAGUAAGGUUACCAGGUCCUUUUUCCACCAUUUAUUUGCUUUUUCCUAUCUUCUUUUCCUGUGUGUCAAGGCAAAAUGUGUAUUGACAAUCUCUCUCUCUCUCUCUCUCUCUCUCUCUCUCUCUCUCUCUCUCUCUCUCUCUCUCUCUCUCUCUCUCUCUCUCUCUCUCUCUCUCUCUCUCUCUCUCUCUCUCUCUCUCUCUCUCUCUCUCUCUCUCUCUCUCUCUCUCUCUCUCUCUCUCUCUCUCUCUCUCUCUCUCUCUCUCUCUCUCUCUCUCUCUGUCUUUGACUGUGUUAAGGACAAAUGUGUAUUGACAGAAUGGACAAAGGGAGCUGAAUUAUCAUGGCAGACACCAUGAGACUUUUUUGCUGGCAUCCUCCAGAAAUUAAACAUGUAGAAGAGAGAUUUUACAGAGAAAAAAAAAAAAAUAGGGAUUUGUUACAUAUAUAAGUUACCCUUUAACAUAUAUAUAGUAGGACACAACAGGAUUCUUGGGGUGCAUUAAAAGAAUAAAAAGAACACAGCAUUAUAAUCCUAACAGCUACUUACCUAAGAUUUUGAUAGAUAAAAGUUAAAGUUCCAUGACUGAAGCAGUGAAGUUACUCAAGACAUGCUUAUGAUGUGAGUAGAAAGCAUGAUGGAAAUAGUGAAAAGUGCAUAGGUUUGACAUGUUUAGCAAAGGAGAGGGAAUGACUGGUGGAAUGGUGGUGUUGAACUGUAGUGUGCUGAGAUUUUGCCACCUGUGGAGGAUGGAUGAAAGUGAAAUGACAGAAAUGAGGUAAAAAGUACAGAAUAGAGGUUGGGAAUGUGAGAGGAUGUGUGUAAAAUGACAGGAAUGAAAAAAAAAUAUGGAAUAGAGGCUGGGAAUGAGAUGACACCCAGCCAAGUGGUAGGAUAGUACUGAAGUAUUCAAGAGUGAGGGAGAAAGUAAGAAUAUGAUACAUGAACAAGUGUAAAUGAAGACUUCUUUUUGCCAUGGUCAUCCCUUCAAGAGAAUUCCCAGGAACUGACAUCAGACUACACAAGGCUAGACUAAUGGCUGAGAACUGAACAUCUGAUGCAGCAGCCAGUAUAUUACUUGAAUUUCUUAUUGACUAAGCCUUGGGUGAUGUCUGAGACCCAAGUGGAGUAGUUGAUGCUUUCUGUUGUCACCUUAACUGCAUUGCUCCCCCAACUCUUGCAGGAGUUUCCUCUGACAACUUCUGUACUUUAAUCAGCUUCAUGUGCAUAAGUGUCCCAGAUUAUGACAUGAAUGGUGACACAUCUAUGUACAAAUAUUAUAGUCAAUAAUAGCCUCAAUUAAGUAGCUACAGUACAUACAAUGUGAGUGAGGAGGUGGUAGGGAAGACUGAAGCACAAGUCCUGUACAUCCUCUUAUGUUUUAAUUGCAAGUCUUCAUUGAGAGAAUGUUGAAUCAUCAUUAUGUUUAGAUUCUCUCUUUGGAAGACUGGCAGCUGAAACAUAAGGGAAUGUAUAGUAUACCAACCUGAAACACCCUACCUUCUUACCCACUCAUUUGUGUCAUCUUUGUCCAUAUCACACUAUCUUUCCUAGCCAUUUUUCACAUGUUCUCCUACUACUUAAGUACUACUUAAGUACUGCCAUGCAUACAUGCUCCCAAGAUUGCAUUAAUAUGUGUACAAAUGUUCCUUGCUGUGUGGGCAUCUAUAAGGGUCAGUUCUAAGGGUGGGAAGCAAGGGUGGCUUCUUCCUCCUUGUCACUGGGUAAGGGAGGAAAGGACUUGAAUACUACAUAUGGUUAUUAUUUAUCUAUUAUUUACUGUCAUUAUGGCAGAAUUGCAUCUGAUCUUCUUUAUUCAGAUGUUUGUGAAGGAACAUAAAACGGCUCUUGAAUGCCAUAUGGUAUUAAUGAAAAGGUUGAUCUGUUUAGGAAAUAUACCAGAUUUCAAUCAGAUCUUGUUUAUCCACCAAUUUUUUUUUCAUUUUUUUUUUUUUCCCUGGAAGUAUGUGUGUGACUGUAUGUGUGAGGAUUCAAAGCAUCAUUUGUAGUAUCUGAGAGAGCAAUAUAGUCAUACACACACACACACACACACACCAGAUACACACACACACACAAGAUACAAAUGGCAGGAAGAAUCAGGCUUCUACUGUCCCAAGCCAACACUCAAUCCCUUAACUCUAACAAAGUGCACAACUUCUGUAAUGAGAAAUUCAUAUUGACCAGUUCCUGAGAGGCAAACACAUACCAUAUGUGUAGGUACAGGUGAAUUGUAAUUACAAAAGAACUGCAUUCCCCAAAAAAAACAUGUAAAUAAAAAGUUUGUAAAUGAAGAUCAACCAUAGAUUCUCUUCAUUUUUUUUAUAUUUGAUACAUUUUACAAUAUUUUUUAGGUUAAACAUAUGGAUUAUACAUUCACACAUCAUGGUAAAGAAAAACAUUUGGUUCAUGAGGAAAAGUGUGAAUAACUUGUAAAUUAUCAAUGCUAUCAAUGCUAUCAAUGCUAAAAGUGUACACAAAAUAUACAUUCAGGUCAGAUUUUUGUAAGACUGACAUAUUUAAAAAUGUCAUAUUUAAAAAUGUCAGUCAGCAACAAAAUUAACAGGCUAAUGUUGUGGAAAAUCAAAGGUUCCAUUACAUUCAGUGACUGCUGGAAUGUAGUAGGUUGCCACAGAAUAGCAUUGUUGGAAGUACAGGUGUCCAUAGGUCAUGGUUACUGUAUUCAUGAAUGACAAGCAUUAAAAUGUGGCAUGGAAGAGAUUCAAGUGAGCAGAUGAUGGCAAACAGGAUGGCUGUAUGAUGUGUGCUGUGCCAUAUUAUAUAAUGACUCCUUAACGUGUAUUAUUGUUUUCUUUUCUUGCAUAUUCAUAAUUUCUGUUAGUUCUUCUCUUCAUAUACCAUGUUCCCUUAUGAAAUUUAACAUUUUAUUGACUAAAGUCAUGACUUUUUUCCCUCUUAUUGUAAUAUAAGUCAUGUGAGGAAGGAACUAAGGCUUGCAGUGUGAGAGACUUGAAGAAGAAUGUCUGCAAAGCUUAACUGCAAACUAACUCUAACAUUUGUUAUUAUUAGCAAGUACUACUUUUUAUCAGUUAUUUUCAUCGUGCAUUGAGUCUUCUAUUACAAUGUAAUAAGCUCUUGCUUCUUCUUCCAUUCCAUCUCCAGCAUUUUUUUUUUUUCACUCUUCAUUAUUUCCCUCCAUUUUUUUCCCCAUUAGUGCUGCUUAGAUUAGCCAUCACAAUCACUACUUUCAUCAUUCCAUCUCUCCCAGCUUCACUUUAUUUCCUGCCUUCCUCUCCCUUCCAUUCCUUCUCCAUUAGCGCUGCAUAAACUAGCUGUCACAUUCACUAUUUUGAUGCACUUCUCUGAAACACAACUUUCUGAUGUACUGUACUAGAGUAAACAUAACAUCAUUCUCAAUGGAAGGAGUGUUGCAGCAUUAGCCGGAACACAGCUAAGUUGAGCCCAUGUGUUGGCAGGCCCACCAAAAAUGCUCUUUGUCAUAAUAAAAUGGAGAGAAAGAC
Messenger RNA from Scylla paramamosain (green mud crab), 9151 nucleotides. RefSeq names its product monocarboxylate transporter 10-like. Bases 899 to 2410 code for a protein of 503 amino acids. Gene Ontology annotation, cellular component: membrane. Gene Ontology annotation, biological process: transmembrane transport. The record is from RefSeq and is a predicted model, not a curated record. NCBI's taxonomy places the organism in Eukaryota, Metazoa, Arthropoda, Malacostraca, Decapoda, Portunidae. The transcript is spliced from 12 exons. Gene Ontology annotation, molecular function: monocarboxylic acid transmembrane transporter activity.